Messenger RNA from Tigriopus californicus, 3277 nucleotides. RefSeq names its product zinc finger FYVE domain-containing protein 1-like. Gene Ontology annotation, molecular function: metal ion binding. Bases 673 to 2838 code for a protein of 721 amino acids. The transcript is spliced from 4 exons. The record is from RefSeq and is a predicted model, not a curated record. NCBI's taxonomy places the organism in Eukaryota, Metazoa, Arthropoda, Copepoda, Harpacticoida, Harpacticidae.
UAAAACAUUCUGAUCAUCCAGCCGUGGUCCGGAUUGGCAUGCACUUAGCCAUAACUGAUCUUGAUGGUACGAAUCGAGCCAGAGAUCCAGCCAGACCAUCCAGACGAUAGCCCAAUCCACCACCAUCGAGGCUGCCUUCCAUUCCUGUAUAUAUAUAUAUAUUUCAUACCACCUCGUCCCGUCAGCUGAUGCAGGCCUAGCUGACGUUGCUGUCGAUUAAGAUGAUGAUGAUGAGGAUGAUGAUGAAAACGAAAAUGAUCCACAGGGUGCUGUCCAGAGCAGAGGAGCUAGACACAGACAGAUCGAAGAAGCUUGUGGGACUCCCGCGAAGGAAGACGGACACGUCCGGACCUUGCGUCAGAUCGUAGCCUACGUGCCCACUACGUAGGAUCAGUACGAGAAGGCUCCAGAUCAACAACCCAAGCCAGCGAGAUAGAGCCAGCACACCAGAAUACCUACCUAAAUGAAGAAGGCGGGGGCCAGGAGGUGCCGCCUUUCCUGGCAAUUGAGCCCAUUGAUGGGCAUGGACCCAUAAAUAAAAUCCAAGUGUGACAGCAGAGUGUGGCGUAAGCAUAACAUCUUGAUGAUCCAUCCUCGAGGGACUCACAUCCGGGGUUAGUCCCAAUCCGCAGACAGACCACCUCAAAACGCAGUGUCGGGAUUGGUGCUACGAUGUCGACCUCCUCGCCCUCCUCGCCCUCCUUGUCCUUGCCCAAUGGCGCUCAUCAAGGGGCGCUCAUGGCCUCGUUGGAAGGGGCCAUUCUCGACACGGAUGAGGAGCAGACUUCGGCUCAAGCCUCGGCUCAAGCCUCGGCUCAAGCCUCGGGCCCAGCUUCGGGCUCCCUGGCCUCAGCUCAGGCCUCGAUGAGCGGCCUCGCCUCCUCCAUGUUCAACUCGGCCUUACCCGAUGUGUUGACCAGCGAGUUGCAGACCUUGAAUCUCCACGCCGACGAGCAGCCUUGGAGCUUCACGCUUCUCAACGACCACGAGCAGUUGUGCGUGGAUACGCCCGAGGCCUUUGCCGCCAAGUUGGGCUGCCUGCCCGAGCAGAAGGCCAAGGUGGUGGCCAUUGUGGGUAACGCCGGCGAAGGCAAGUCCUUCACCUUGAAUCACGUGUUCUUCGAUGGACAAGAGAUUUUCCCCACCUCGGCCGACCCGCAUAGCGGCACUUUGGGAGUGAGUGCUGUCUUCCAGCCGUGUCAGAACCUGUUGGUCUUGGACACGGAAGGCUUCCUGGGCCAAGGCCAUGAGAAUCGUCGCACCCGCCAGCUCUUGAAAGUGCUGGCAGUGUCGGAUAUUGUGAUUGUCAAAACCCAGGCGGAGCGGUUGCACAACGACCUGUUCCACUUUCUGGGCGACGCCGCCAAGGCCUACGAGGAGCAUUUCUCGGCCGAGCUCAAACGCGUGUCCCAGGCCAUUGGCCGUUUGGGACCUCUAGUGAUCAUUUUCCACGAGACCCGACACACGGCCCCCUUAAAAUUGUCCGAGGCGGGUUUGACGCCCGAAGAUCAGAUACGUCGCCGAAUCCUGGCCCAAAACCAGGAUGUAUCGGCUUUCAGUCGCCUAGUCUACUUUGGUCACUGCCACGAUCCGGAGGCAAAUGAUCAGGGCUCGACCGUGUUUGAACGGCUUUUGCGGGUCAUUGCUAAUCAUGCGGCAGAUACCUCAAUGCGCUCACCUCGCCCCGUGUCACUCAUAUUUCGAACGAUACAGGUUUUGAAUGAAAAGUUCCGCGAUGAUAUCGUCCCCACCCAUUUCCGCUCAUUUCCGGACGAGUACUUCACGUGUACCUCCAAAUGCUCGUGUUGCGAGCAACGAUGCACAAGGGCCAUCAACCAUAAAGAUGAACACUACUCCAAGGAGAAUUGUUCUUACGUCAAAAGUCGGAACAACAAACUGUACAUGUGUCGCAGAUGUUUCGAGGAUGGUCGGCGAGAGAUGGUGGUGCCCAAAGCGGGCGCCUCGGAAGAAGGCUCACUGAGUGCCUUGGCCUCCUACGCUUGGUCCGGGGACGUGCUCGAGUGCUCAAGGUGUGGCGUCAUCUACCGCUCCAGGCAGCACUGGUACGGCAAUGACACGCCCGAAUCCAAGGCUGUAGUCCAUACCGAGGUGUCGCACAUGUGGCCCGGAACUCGGACCUUGCAAGGUACCCAUAACGCAGCGCGUCGCAUGCUGGACGGAGUAUCCCAGAUCGGUGAGAUGGUCAGUCAGAUCACGGCCGUGCCCAAGAAAUCUGCAGCCGAUUGGGUGGCCAAUCAAGUGAACCCGCCUUACUGGACACCCAACUCGGUCAUCGUGUAUUGUCAUGGAUGUCGCUACAAAUUCACGCCCAACUCCCCCAUUCACCACUGUCGGGCGUGCGGCGAGGGUUUCUGCGAUGCUUGCAGCGACUUUCAAAGGCCGGUGCCCGAAAAGGGUUGGCCGGAACCGGUUCGCUCUUGUCGCCAAUGCUACACGAGCUAUCAGUCCACGACCCGGGGCUCGUCGUCCUCGUCGUCAUCGGGCGGGCGUUACAUGGGUGGCGGGGAUUCCAGCAGCGCCUCCAUUCAGACCCGUCGGAUGGGCGAGAAAGUGGUGGGCUCCAUCUCGACAUUUGCCUCCAUGUUCCAAUACCCAAUCAAUGUGAUGAAAGACUCGGCUCGCCCUGAAUAUUGGGUCCCGGAUGACGAGAUCGAGGAGUGUGUGGUGUGUCGAGUCACCUUCGACGGACGCCUCUUGAGUAUUCAUCAUUGUCGGCAAUGCGGUCAUGGCGUGUGUGAAAGCUGCUCCAAGACCAAAAAGCCCGUGCCCGCGAGGGGAUGGGACCAACCUGUCAGAGUCUGCGAUACUUGCGUAUGAGGAUGCGAAGGCCUGGCCCAUACUAAGUGUUACAAAACGUCCCAUUGGGAAAGAGGAUCAUGCUACAAUGGAGGAUACCAGCCCACCACCACCCUACCCCCGGCCAUCUCACUCGCUCUUCACCUCUCUCUGCUUUUCGGAAACAAGGUCCGGGCGGCGGCGAUUGCUUGGGUGCGAUUCCGCAUUUCUUACCAGAAGUCAAUGAGAACCAGUCAAUUUGAGAGCGAAACAGAAUAUAUGACAUAGUACCAUUACACUGAAGCAUUCUAGGAUACCACUUUUAGGGCCCCUGUUAGGUCUGUGGCGAAAUUCCUAACGAAAAUCUUGGAACAGGGCAGUAAUAGGCGAACUCACCGUCGCGCAUCAGUCACCUAUUUAGGAAUUUGAGCACUUUGUAAGUCUAUGAUCUAGUCAAAGUGAAUCAACUGAAAUCCACGUA